Molecule: messenger RNA, 696 nt
Organism: Iphiclides podalirius (scarce swallowtail)
Lineage: Eukaryota; Metazoa; Arthropoda; Insecta; Lepidoptera; Papilionidae
Source: the annotation of a GenBank genome assembly
AUGGUACUGAUGACGGCAUCGUCCACAAAUAUCAAGUGCCACAAAAUAUUGACUAACGGCAACAGGCCCACGUUGUUCGAAUUGAAAUCAAUUCCAAUAUCGAGAGUGGUCGAAUGUUUGUCCCACUUCGGUAGUGUUGAGCUACCGACGGCUGAGGCUGCUUUCAUUUGGCAGUCUAUCGUCCGACAUUUCAAAGGCGUCGCUAACAUACCCGACAGCGUGCUUAUGACCCUGCAUUGGAUCACCCCGGCUAUAAGCGUCAGCGAAUACGCUAAACUGACCCUUGGCGACAUCGAUGUCGUACGUAAUUUCGGAUUUGAUUACAAUCUGUCCAACGAACAACUGUUGGCCAUAGCUGAUCGGGUGCGUGUGCACUUCGCUGGAAAAUCGCCGGAGGACUAUACCUGUUUUGACCUGACAGCGCUCGGGACUAUACUCUGCGCAUUCAACGGCAGCGAAAUACAGAGGAUACAUGCUUCCGCGUACAAAGAGGCAUCUGAGUUCAUCGGGCAGCUAAAGUGUGGCCCCGAAGUGAUGUCGUCAUUCGCUAAACUAGCCGCCAAGCCUGAGGCAUUCGGUCCACCGGUUAACUGGAGCGAUGAUACUAUACGUGUGAUCGGCAAUGUAGCCAAAUAUCUGCCAAAGGUUGCCGUUGAUAAAAGUGUUGCUCGCAUCGGCAAAAAUUGGACUACUGAG